CUGACAUAUGUGGAAAGUGUUGUGUAUAUUUUGAAGAGAAUACUUUGAAAAUGUUUAUUAUUAAAAAUGUGAAUUGAUACUCCACGGAUUUUAAAACUUUUUACGAUUUUUCGAUGAAAACAACAUUGCCAACAGUAAACUGCAAUGUGGAUCUGAGUCUGAAUUAAAGAGUUAUUGGGACGAAUGAGUUUGAAUGAUGUUCGUAUUUUCUCUUCAAAUUCACUAUGUUUAAAUUAGAAUCGUACAUAACUCCAGUGAUCUUAAGCUACGUGGAAAAAUAUGUUAAAAACUUCAAGCCCGAGCAGUCGCAGGUAUCCUUAUGGGGUGGAGAUGCAUCUUUUCAGAAUCUUGAUUUGCGAUUAGAAGUUUUAGAAGAGCAAUUAAACCUGCCCUUUAGUUUUGUCAGUGGACACAUUCAUGAAUUGCUUAUUCACGUACCAUGGGUAAAAAUUACAUCGGAGCCUAUUGUCGUCACAAUCAACACGAUAGAAUGCAUCUUGAAACUAAAAGAUGAGACUCAUAGCGACAAUUCUUCCACAAGUUCGCAGAAAAGGCAAAAUGAGGUUCUACAAGAAGAAGCACCUCCCGGAUACAUCAAAAGUAUAGUAACAAAGGUCAUAAAUAACAUAACGAUAAACUGUAAUAAUCUGAUAUUAAAAUACGUGGAAGAGGACAUUGUUCUCAGUAUAAAUGUGAGAUUUUUGAGCAUGCAGACAGUAAAUAAUAAAUGGGAGCCGGCCUUCACUGACGUUAGUAGCUAUGAAGUCAUGUUACAAAAGAUCUUAACUAUUCAGGAUUUGACCCUGUGUUUGGACAAAAUGGACACUUCCGGUAAAAUUGAAAUUUAUCAGGAUCCAGUAUUAUACAGGUGCUCUAUGAUGAUCCGGCUGAUUAUGAACUAUCAUAGUACCACAUCCAAACGAGCUUCAGUCACGAGAUUGGAUCUGCAUUGUGAAAAAAUGGAAUUCAGCACGACUGAGCAACAAGUGCCAAUGUUAUUAAGACUGGCAGCUUUGCUUAUAGCACUUAAAAUGAAGCAAUUUCCAGAUAAGAAAGAAAAAUCGUCGUCAACCAUGGAAGACAAGGAGGGCACCACUCAAGAGGAUUCGAAUCAAGUGCCUGGAACUUCAGCUGAAGCUGUAGGUUGGGGUGGAUGGGCUUGGAAUACUAUGUCGUCUGUUUUUCCAGUCGCUUGGGAUAACGACUGGUCAAAUGAACAGCAAAUGGCAUAUGCGGGACACACAAUACAUCUUGGAAUUUACAUAGAUGACGCUACCUUAACUUUCAAGGUGGCAGAAAGCAUUAAAGAACAAUUAUUUUACAAGUCUCGGAAAAUUAAGUACAAGUCGUUUUUGUCUCUGAGAUUCACAGGAGCUGUAGUUGAUGCUUUACUUCAAGGAUUAACAAUGUCUAGUUUUCAAGUGGGUUUUGGAAGUAUACAUUUGUAUCCGAGAGGAGCUUGUAGUUGCGGACAUCUUGAAGUCAUAGAUGGAGUAAAGCCUCCUCUCUACUUAGUAGCUGGAAAAUCAACGACUAAUCAUUUGAAGAAUACACUUUUUGAUGACGAGGCAGUGGAAAAUAGGGGUAAAAAGAGGAUCUAUAAACAAGGCAUAGAUAGUCAUUUAUCAAUGUUUCCUGUUGAGAAAAUGUUGGAAAGGUGUCCAGCAUUUGUAAUGGACUACGCUCACCAUAUUGAAUUAUCAGAUGAAAUCACCCCCGAAGAAUUAUCCGAAUUUGGAUAUAGCCUCGAAUAUAGCAAUUUUCGUGAACAUCGAGUGGUGAGAUUUGCUAUCGGGGAUUUAAAAUUUCGAUUGUGUUCCGGAAUUUUGCACCGCAUGGAUACGAUAGUACAAGCUGCAACGACUUACGAUUAUACACCCUACAUUAUACCAAAACCAGAGCCAGCUAUUGGCGAGCUGCCACCAGUAACAGUAGAAGAAUAUGAAGCACUGAGGGAAAAUAUUCCCAAAAUGGAAAUCAAAUUAUUUAUGACUAAAGGCUCAAUUCAAGUGCAGCUGGCUGAUCAUCGCAUCACGGGCUUACAACGGCAGCGAAAAUUUGUGGAAACUAGAACAGAGCCAUUGACACCCUCCCUAUCAGACGACCCUUUCACAAGUCUUGAAUGGGACAAAAUGGUGGUAAAUUUGGAAGAACCACUUUAUCCAUUCAGGGUGACAGCAUGUGCUUCAAAACAGACCGAUCUACCUCAAGAAAUGUUUAAUCAGUGCCAUAGGCGAGUCAGUGCACAAAUGCAGGGGGUAUAUUUUCAACUUUAUCUGAAACCAAAUUGUCACACUUCGAUAAUAAUGCCUUGUGCAGUGGACUGCAAUAUGAAUUUUUUACUCUACCCCCAAUACUGGACAAGUCCUGAAGUGAUCCAUGUGUCAUUUGCUGUCGAAAUUGACGGAAUCACAGUCACUGGUACAAAAUCAAAAAUUAUGGUCGCUAGCUCUAUCGUUUCUUCAGUCCUUCAUCCAGAAGAUACGACAAAUCCUCUCGUGUGCUCUUCUCUUUUCAAUGACGCCUGUGAAGAAAAGAGACCAACUUACCUCGAACUGUGUUUAGAAAAUAUAAAUUUUAAGAAUAUAAAAUCACUCGCAGUUGAGUCCACUACUGUAAAUAUAGGGUCUGUUAGAAUAUUUGCUCAUAACGAAACUGAUCAAGCAUUCAUUCUCUCGGGACCAGAAAUAGAAGAUGAAAGGAAAUCCGAAAGCAAUUCGCUUUUAACAGCUGUGAUACAAUAUUCCAAAGACUCUAAAAGUCGAAGAUAUCCAACCAUCGUAUCAUUCCAAGUCGCCCAAAUAAAAGGAUGCCUGGAUCCUUUGCUUUUUCAAUGGCUCGAGUAUCGUGUUACAUAUUACAAAUUAGAUACCCUCUACGCUGCAAAACCAGAAGCCCAACAGCAAAUUUCUGAACCUUCUGUGUCCAAUACUGGCAGCAAAAAAAGAAACUUUCCUAGUCUACAUGAAAGUGUCCAUAGUUCGUCCGAUAAAGAAAAGAGGAAAACGGACGAAUUGACGGAAAAGUCACACACUGUCUAUAAAAUCGACGAGACUGAGAAACGUCUACCAAGUAACGAAAGUACCACUCAAGAGAAUCUACAGAAUGCAGGGUUUCUGGAAAGAUUAGUCGAGUUGUAUCCUUGGUGGCAUGGCCUUGUUUUAAGUGGAUUUGUUGGACAUAUUACCAUUUAUAUACCAACCAGUACUAUGAGCGGUAUCGAUGCCAAUGGUAUCGAAGAGGCGAAAGAUCGAGCAAUAAGGGAAAAUCCAAAACUACAAGUCUUGGUGGUAAAACUUCCAAUGCUACUUAUUCACUCCAUAGGCGCCCAAUUGGAUCUUUUAAAUCCGUUUCUUAAAGAACUACCAGUAGUUUUACCAAAAUCAAUUUGGACUCAAAAAACUCAAAGUUUUCCCUGGAGACUGGACAUUCUUGACUUUCAGUGUUACACUCUGAAACACGAGAAUCGAAAAAAUUUCAUAAAGCAGGCUUCAUUCAAUGCCACGAUUGCCCUUACAACUAAAUUCAAUUCGUCCGAUCCUGCUCAAAAUAAACUUUCUUCAAUGCAAUUGUGUAUCUACGUCGAUACAUCUCCGAUUAUUAUUUCAGUUUCUGAAGAACAGAUCAUUUUUUUAAGAGACAUAGUAUCCAACAUCUCAAAUACAGUACAAGGUUUUGUUGAAUUAAAGAAAAUGGUCCAAAGUUCUUCGCCGGUUGUUAAAAAUGUACCAGAGUCUCUUCUAAGCAUGCCAUUAGCUUCUAGUCCGUCCCCAUUUGCAUACCCGGAAGAUACGACUACAACGUCAACUUUAUCUGUGGCUAAAGAUAAUUCGAAUCAAGAGAAAAACAGUUUGACUUUAUCGGCAUGGAUUCAGUGGACAAUAACUAAAGUCGUGGUUAAAUUUUAUACGUCCGAGCAACAUGAGCAUCCUCUUUUAAAACUAGUUUUGGAAUUAGAAGAUAUAAUAACCUCCGCAGAUAUACAGCCAGUAUAUUUUAAGCUGAUGCAUAAAAUCACUACUGCGACUAUUUUCCACUAUACGAGGGGACCACAUGCUCGAAAUUGGGAUUAUGGCGAAUAUGCUGGAUUGUUAAUGUGUGGACGAGAAGAUAAUUUGGAAAAAGGGGAAGACACAGGAUUUCUGAGUUUCACAUUAACUAAAGCGAAAUUAGGAAAUGUUCACACACGAUGGGGUGCCAAUAAGCAGUACAAGUCUGACAAGAAAGACUUCCGAACUGAAGAAAUGAAGCUUUCCAGUAGCUACAUCACAGAAGUGGAUAUGAAACUCCAAAUGAUGGAUCUUAUUUUACCACCAAGUGUCCUUGGAAAUUUUGUCCAAUUAAUUAAACCGUUUCUAAAUUUCCACGACGCCAUUCAAAGAAGUUCAAACAUCCAAGAAAACACCAUUAAGCCACCUCUAAUCGGUAUUACGAAUUUGAAAAAUGAGUCUUUGCCUCUAGUCUAUUUGGAAUUUAAAGGAUUUAGACUCAUGCUUCCAGUUUCGACGACAAUUUUACAAGGACUGCAGCACGAUUUACUGAUGCUUCAGUUGGAUGGUAUUCGAAUUGCACCACGCGCUGAAAAUCCUAUAGACAGAAUUCCACUUCGCAUGGAUGUUUAUCAACUAGCGGCCCAAGCAAACAUAUUAAACAUUCCAGGAUCGGCGGUUGAAGACAGACAGUAUCAAAUUAAUGUCAAUGGAAUUUGCGCCUACACAACUACUUGGAAAAAUUAUCAACAAAGUAUUACAAAGAGAAUGUCGCAGUCUUAUCUUUACACAAUGCAUGAAAAUCCUGCUGUCGAGUGGAACAAACUAGGAACUGGAAGUAGCUUAGAACCCCAUUUUUCCACUUUUCCUAUAAUAACAAGAUUCGACCUCUGCCUCAUAAUCGCACCCGCGAUUACAUUUCAACCCAGCAUAGUAGUUUGCGGAAGUGCAGCCGAAAUAAAUUGCCUCACUGAUAUUGAAAUAACAAUAAAUUUACAUCAGAUUCGUCUCAUGUCUGUCCUUUAUGAGGAAUUUGAAAGUUUAUUAUCAGAGUGUUCUAAAGUUACUGAGGCUGAUGAUCCUUUUGCUCUCACUGAAAUUGUUACUGUAUCAAGUGCGCUAAAUACAAUAAUUACUUCUUCACCAAAAAAUCGAGGAGUCCAUGAAUCACAAGCCGAUUUAUCGUUUGAUUUUGAGACUUCGAGCAUGCACUCUACAAAUAUUGGAAAACAACCCGCACACGGAAUUGUCACAUUCCCCCCCUUUGAAUUUUUAGUCAAUUGUGGAAAGAUUACUUUUGUGUUGUAUGAAAUACAAAAGACGUUCGAAAAUACUGGAUAUCAAUCUGAAAGUGAAGACAUUUACGAAGAUGACAGUAGUCACUUAAAACAACCUUUGCUUUAUAUUAUGAUUGACCAACCGAAUCUUUACAUCUCGCAGCAACACCUAACUCAGAAAAUUCAGAUUUCUUGCUUCGAUUUUGCAAUUUCACUUGGAAAUGAAGAGCGUCAGGACUCUACAUCAAUACCCAAUGAAGAAGAUUUCAAAGUAUUUCUGAUUCAAGCCAAAAAUGGAGAUCCUCAUCCAGACACGGGAAUUCCGCCUUCGUUUGCGACAGUAAAAUGCGAAACGCUGCCAGGAAAAGGCCCACAAUUUUAUCUCGAGAUGGGUCGUCCGACUAAAGUUCACUUUUCUUUAGCAAGGCUAAGGAAGAUCAAUUCCAUAAACAAUAAGGUGAAAUCAUGUUUUGUCGAGGACGAAACCAUUAUAAAAUGGUCUUCAAAGUCUUCGAGCGAUCUAAGCACUAUUCCUCAAGAAAAUUCCGCUAGUCCUAUAAAAUACAGCGUACCUGAUUUCAAUCUCAUCACGAAACAAUUAGUCUUCUCUUUCACAUCUCAUUCAGGAGCAGAAAUAAUUCUCAGCUUAGCUUCAUUAGCUGGAAGUGUACUAAAUGUCAUCAGACCCGAAAGAAUUUAUGGAAAUGCUACACUAGAUUCCUUCAUGAUUUCCGCAUCAUUUGGCGAUAGCAUGAAAGUUUUUCUAAAUCCAUGGUGUUGCAACGUUACAGUUUGUCUACUUUGGGAAUCAUGGCAGGACAAAAAUUCGUUUCCUCAAAUACAAAUUCAAGCUGAUAGCGAUAGCAUUCAUUUGAAUUGUGGACCACAACAUAUACAAAUUAUUAAGACUGUUUUGCUAGACUGCCAAGAAUUUUCGAACCAGCAUACUACGCAAUCGCCAAGUUAUAAAGCAGAGGAGAAACCUUCUUUGCCAAUCACGGAACAACAUUAUAAAGAUGAUCUGAAAUCUGGAGUCUUCCAAUUUGUCGAUGGAAGUGCUGAUGAUCUACCGCUACCUUAUCAGGUUGUAUUCUUCACGUUUCCUCAGCAAGCUAUGGCUUGGAGAUAUCCUCAUCCAAGGGCUCUCACGAAAAUACAUGUCUCUCCUGUUCCUUUUGAAGCAUGGAAUGAAGAAGACUCGGAGGAUAGGAUCCACUGCGUGAUUGAAUACUGGAGUGAAAGUCAAAUGACAUACCAAAGAUACGUCGAAUUUUAUUUAUCCGAAACAGACAGCUAUCGUCUAGAUUUGCCGGACAAAACGCCCGCACGGGCUGUCGCUAGCGUAUGGCGAAUAGUUUUAGCACCAACGAAUCCAUCGCUUUCAAAAACUCUCGUACCAACUCGAGCGCUGAUUGCCUGUCUGCGAAUCGACUCUUAUUUCAAUUCAACGAUAAUACCACACAUCCAAGCUGCACUGAACAUCAGUUCAGUUCACUUAGCUCUUUACAAUUACAUCCCUCCCAACGCCUACGAAACCCUUCCUCCCCCACUUGCUGAUUACACCCUGAAUGGAAUGAUUCCCGAGAUGCAGUGUUUUAUGUGUCUGGAACACAAGGAAGCUGUUAUGAUUUUCAAUAAAUGGCUCGACGGAUCUGCUCUGAUUGAUAUCAGCGGCACUCUCAGAGUUCACAUCCUGGAUUAUGGUCUCUUGAUCCUUCAGGAAGUGCUUGAUAGUAUGUACGAAAAAUUGCAAGUCUCUGUCGGUGAAAAAAUGGACGUCUCGAUGACCUGCAGCCCCUUUUCUUUAAAGCUAAGUCCAGCCAUCAGUCACACUUUAGCUGUAUCCGCAAAUUUAUGGGCCGCAGCUUUAGAAGAUGAGGCUAAACCUACGAUCAUUGUGACUCGAUUUAUAAUCGCUAACGACAGCAAUGUUCCAAUUCGUUUCGGACAGAAUGGAACUGAUGAUAAUAUUUUACUGGAGAGUAGACAGUGUCAUUUUUACUCCUGGAGACAUGCAAAUAAUCAGUCGUUGAGAAUAUCGCUCGAGGAUAAUGCCUGGAUUUGGAGCCGGCCCUUUUCCGUCAAGAAAGAUGGCAUGCAGAACGUGGAUUUUGGAAAUACGUCGGAUAUUUCGAUUUGUGUGAAUGUGUCGUCCCUUUCAGCUACUCAGAAACUUGUCACCUUCUCGGGGCAAUUUAUUGUUUCGAAUCAACUGACGGAUAGCUUUCAGAUGAAAUUGGUUAAGUACGAGUUGUUUUCGAGGGAUAAGACAGUGCCGUUUAAGGAUUUGUUUUUUGUCACCGGAAACAGUCAACCUUCUUCUAUUGUGUUGGGGGAUAAUGCGAGCAUGACAAUGCGUUUGAGGUUUUCAAGCAUUCCGAAUUUGGCAUGGACUGGUGAUAUUCCAUUGCAGCCAAAUACCAAGUGGGGCCAACCUUGGCUUGUUAAAGUGCCUUUACAAGAAAGAGGACAAUUCAUUAGCAUUUGGGUGCGAAUAGUCAAAGAAGAUGAUAGAGGAAAAACUAAGAUUCUUGCAGUUUUGAGUCCUCUUUACAUGAUUCGAUCAUAUUUACCAGUUCCCGCUAAGGUUCAAAUCGAAACUCCUUCUUUGAAAGGAUUGCUGCAUACUACGGUUAAGGGGCGUGGCGAGAAACAGCAAUUAUACUGUCCCGGCACAUUCGAACACUUUCAUCAACUCACUUUUCAAUUGGAGAGUGGAGUUUCAGCCUCAAAUCCGUACGUUCCAUUAUCUUAUAGUUCGGUUGACCAACGUAUAUUUUUUAAGAGGCCCGAGAAGGAAAAUAUACAAGAAAUUCUGAAGGAAUUAGAUUCUUUAAAGACUGAAUUGCAGUGGCCAUUUCAAACCGAUGAAGUUUUCGAAUGGAUCGCUGCAGAACAACCGCAGACGCACAUUCAGGUAAAGUAUCAAGAUGCUGGAUUGGUAUCGAGCACGCUGCUUUUGGAACUACAACCUUGGUGCUUUAUAUUAAAUUCUUCUGGAUGUCAUAUUUCUCUCGUAUCAGAGGAUGUAGAACUUUGUUCUGUACCUCAUUUUGGAAUCGUUGCACCUCCCAAAUUAGAGGGUACCUUUCAUUUAGGAGUGGCAAUUGGAGACACAUAUUACACAUCCUCUGCUCUUCAAUUGGCUCGACCUGACUGGAGUCAAAGUUUUUAUAUGCCAAAGAUUGGAGGUUUAAUACCAGUUGAAGGAAGUACGAAAACUGCUGUAGAUUGUGGCUCUAGUCUUUGUAUUGUAAACAUCAAAAGCAGUAUGCUUGAAGACAUGCGUUUAGUUCGAAUCUGUAGUAGUUAUGUUAUUGGAAACAUGACAGGUCAGGAAUUGUGUGUGGCUACACUCGCUCUUCCUGAAGAUUCUAGUGAAAUUGAACUACCUGCCGAUCUCACUCCUCACAGUAUAAACAUUCUGCCAACGGAAGAUCAAAAGCAAGCAGUACCAAUAACCCAGUGGCAUACAUUAGAUUUACAGAACUUGGAUUCAGUUGUCUUGUACAUAUCUUUCAGUUUAGGACAUCAGUGGUCUUGUCCAAUUAGAGUUGAUCAGAGUAUUUACCGGAGAAGCGUUGCCGUUUCUAAUGAUUAUUCAACCAUGCCAGUGGUCAUCACAACGCAAGAAGAUAAAGGAACAAUGUAUAUUUUAAUCCAUCCAGAUGACCAUCCACAGCUUUUGAUCGACAAUUCUUGCUUUUUUAAAAUUUUCGUCGGAGAGUCAAACGAAACUGGAGAUGCAAUUUUGCAAGAUACUCAACAUUUUUCGUGGAUGUGCAAAGUUGAGAGUGGCAGCACGUGUCAUUAUACGGUACCAACAAUUGCCAGCAGAAUGCCAGAUUCUCCUGCAACAAAUGUAAAUACAACUUUGUUGUUAUCUACUCCACCGGUCGGAGAUGGUGAUUUUCGGGGAAAAGAUAAAGGAACUUUAAGAUGGUCUCGAGGUAUCAAUUUGUCUCUGAUGAUGAGCGGGACAUCGGAACAAUUUGUUCGACUUCCUUAUUACGGCGAUGUUAAAGUUAUCAUGCACAAACGCUGUUACACGACCUACUUAAAUAUUGGCCCCAUUUCUCAAGUGGAAGUAUCAGCUCGUGACAUCAGAAGCAAAUUAUGCAAGACAACUAAAUCGCCUGAAACGGAAGUAAUCUACAAGCGAAUGCUGGCAAUACGAGAAGAGGAAAAGCCUCUGGAAAACGUACAAAGUUCUGGGAGUUCCACAUCGGUGGCGACAUUUUUUUCGGCCCAAGACGAUGAUUUGACAGCGGACACUUCUUUCUUUUCUUUAAACAACACAAGAGAAAUAAGUGCGAUUCUAAAAUCAAGUGCGAAGCAUCGAGCUGGUUACGAGGCCUUAAAAGCUCUCGAAAAGUCGAAUUGCGUUUACAAGACUGAGGGAUUUGUCAUUAUUUAUUUUCAAGGAAUCAAUGUGGUUGCAAUGCAAGACAUUAAUGAACAUGGUCAGCGAAUGGAGGUUGCCAGUUUAUCCAUGACAGAUAUGAUUCUAGCACUGGAUUCUAAACAGAAUCAGAUGAAUUGGAAUGUUUACAUAGGAGACUUGCAAUUCGACAAUCAGAUGUUUGAGCAGGGGGGUUUCGAUUUCCCGGUCGUAUUAAUAAGUCAGAAACCUCCAGUUAAAAAGGAGAAAUCAUUUUAUUUGAUCAAUUGUUUGCGGAGUAAUAUCAAUCACAUUACUGAAAGUUCCUUGAUAGCGAUUGCUUUUAAUUUCGAAGUGGAUGGACGUAAAAAAGCUUGCAAAGACUUUCGAGUAAAAAUAGGACCGAUUAGUGCAUAUGUCGAAGAUACUUAUGUCAGUCAAUUAUUAGAUUACGCAGCAUCACUAAUGCCGCCCUGUUUUGUUAUACCUGAUGGAGGAAAAAAAAUACAAGUAUUAGCUGGAGCAUCCAAUGUGUAUAUACCUGAUUAUAUAAUGAUCGAUGCGAGAAUUUUAAGCUCGCCUCUGAGGCUCCAAACUUUUACGAUUGAACCAUUAUCGAUUUUAUUAAGCGUGCAUACUUCGGUGCAUCUUUAUGUCGCACUCGAUCAUUCACCAUUGUACUUUGGAACAUUCGAGAAGACAAAUUUAUUGACGACUCCCUACAGACUUGGCAAUGCGCUUACGAUGCAUUAUUUAUCGGGAGCAAUAUUUGGGGCAGGAUGGGUUGUUGGUUCUUUGGAAAUCUUAGGAUCACCAGGAGGAUUAGCACAGGCAUUAGGUUCUGGUCUGAAGGAUUUUAUUGCCUUGCCAUUCCAAGGAUUAUUACAAGGACCGUGGGGUUUUAUUGUUGGCAUAACGCAUGGAUCUGCAAGUCUCAUGAAGCACAUCACAGCAGGCACAGUAAAUUCUGUGACAAAAUUAGCGUCAAGCGUGGCUCGAAAUCUAGAUCGUCUGACAUUAGAUGACGAACAUCUCCAGCGCCAAGAAGAGUCGCGAAGAGUGAGGCCACAAGGAAUGGCUCAAGGGCUCUAUCAAGGACUCACUGGCUUCGGAAUGAGUCUUCUUGCUGCUGUCGCGGGACUGGCACACCAUCCUCUUCAGCAAGUUAUGUCUGGUGAGUCGACGACUAUGGGUCUCGUCACAGGGGUAGGUUUAGGACUUGUGGGAGUAGUUACGAAACCUUUGAGCGGUGCAGCCGAAUUAGUGGCUCGUACAGGUCAAGGACUUUUACAGGGUGCAGGCUGGAAUUCUUUGCCUUCUCCACGCCAAAGGCCAGUGGUUCAAUAUUCUACUCCCGGUUGCAACGCCGCGUCUCUCCGAUACGCUUGGCGAUUGAUGCCACUUUUAGCAAAAAGUGGCGACAGUAUUUUGCACGUGGCAAAUGCUGACCAUGUUGUUCACCAAGGCAGUAAUCGAGCUGUGAUAUUAGUCCUCACGCGGCAGGCAUUGUUACUAGUAAAUGUCGCCGAGGACAGUGUAGAAAAGAUAUUUUCCCUAAAAGAAUUAAUCGGUGCUGAUCAUCCGUCUGACUCCACGAUGUUACGUUUAUAUUGUCCAUCGCCUGUUGCUCCGCCAGCGAGAAAUGUCUCUCCAACUGAACACACCGAGAUGAAUCAAGAAAUGAGAGCCAGAGUAGCUGAAUUUUUGCGAACCAGCAGUACGGGAAUUGCAAGCUUAUCCACCAAUAGUGACGCACAAUCAGAUACACAUGAGACUGUAUUGCCACAACCCGAAAGUAGUCUGACGUUUUAUGUUAGCUCCGACUCGCGCAAUUACUUGCUAACAGUAUUCAAUGUGGCAAAGAGACAAAGUCAAGGCAGUGGCUUUGCCGUUUUAUAAGAUGUUAUAUUUAUGGAGUGAGAUAAAUUAUAUUUGAUUAAAUUUUUAAGAGAGUCUUAUCAACAAUUCCCUCCAAAUCAUUCCUUUUAACUUAAAACUGCGAGUCCCUAAAACUAGAAGCUAAUUUUUAAGUUAACAAGAAAAAUUGUUGAUACAUAUUUUU
Messenger RNA from Belonocnema kinseyi, 11709 nucleotides. It is a transcript of the gene Vps13B, whose product is annotated as vacuolar protein sorting-associated protein 13B. NCBI's taxonomy places the organism in Eukaryota, Metazoa, Arthropoda, Insecta, Hymenoptera, Cynipidae. The transcript is spliced from 51 exons. The coding region runs from base 225 to 11546 and encodes 3773 amino acids. The record is from RefSeq and is a predicted model, not a curated record.